AUGAAUGAGGACGAGGCCAUCCAGAACAUCACCAAGAAGAUCGAGCGCGAAAAGGCUCUGAUCAACGCCGCCAAUGCCAUGCGUUCGCAGACCAACAACGAGGCGGUGCGCUCGCGCCUCGACUCCCAGAUGCGCGACGGCCGCCGCAACCUGCAGUUCUUUGAGGAGAAGCUGCGGGACAUCCAGCUGCGCAAGGUCGGCCAGGGCGUCGAGGGCAUGUCUCUUGGCGCCGACGACGCCGGCCGGCCUCCUCCGCCGCCCAAGGACGCCUCGUCGGCGGCGUGGGGAGACCAGGCCGCCUACGGCCAGCAGAGCCAGGUCGGGCCGCCCUCGGAUCUGGCACCGCCUCGUCACAACUUUGGGGCCCCCGGCCCUGGAGCUGCCUCCAAGGCUCGUCCCAACUUCACCAAGCUAGACCUGAUCAAGUAUGAUACCCCCUACCUCGGCCCUCGAAUUCAGCACAUGCUCUCGCAGAUCCAGUUCAAGCUCAAUGUCGAGGAGCAGUAUCUCAAGGGUGUUGAGAAAAUGGUGCAGCUCUACGGCAUGGAGGGCGAUCGGAAGAGCAAGGCCGAUGCAGCUGCUCGUAGGGUUGAGAGCAAGCAGAAAAUCCUUCUCUUGAAGCAGGCAUUGAAGAGAUAUGAAGAACUGCACGUUGACAUGGACUCGGCUGAUGCCCAGGAUGACGACUCAAUCAACACUCCCAACCUCCGCAAGCCCUUGAGCGGCCAGCUCUCCAUUCGUGUCGUGGCCAUCAAGGACGUGGAUCAUGCCACCACCGGCCGAUUCGCUCGUGGCCCCGAGACAUUCGUCGCCGUUAAGGUCGAAGACACUGUCAUGGCCCGGACCAAGGUGUCGAGGAAUGAUCGCUGGGAGGCAGAAUAUCACAACAUGGAGGUGGACAAGGCCAACGAGAUUGAGCUCACAAUCUACGAUAAGCCUGGCGAACACCCCAUGCCCAUUGCCAUGCUCUGGGUCCGGAUAUCCGACAUCGUCGAGGAGAUGCGCCGCAAGAGGAUCGAGGCUGAGAUGAACAGCUCUGGCUGGGUGUCUGCCGACCGGAUGGGCAGCACUGGAGCUCCCUCCCAGUUCCCGAUGAGCCCGACGUCAGGCUCUUUCGGAGGCUCGCCCCAGGCUCCCGGCGGCGGGCAGGGCCAAGCGCCAGGACCCUUUGGCGACCCGGCUCCUCAACCACAAGUCGUCACGGGUCCCAUCGACGGCUGGUUCAACCUCGAGCCCGCCGGCCAGAUUCAGCUCGAGUUCAGCUUCGUCAAGGAGAACCGAGACAAGCGCCAGGUCGAUCUCGGUCUGGGCAGAAAGGGUGCCGUUCGUCAGCGCAAGGAGGAGGUGCACGAGAUGUUCGGCCACAAGUUUGUCCAGCACCAGUUCUACAACAUCAUGCGCUGCGCCCUCUGCGGAGACUUCCUCAAGUACUCUGCGGGAAUGCAGUGCGAGGACUGCAAGUACACUUGUCACAACAAGUGCUACCCCAGCGUGGUCACCAAGUGUAUCAGCAAGAGCAACGCGGAAACGGAUCCGGACGAGGAGAAGAUCAACCACCGCAUUCCUCACAGGUUCCAGCCCUUCUCCAAUGUCACGGCCAACUGGUGCUGUCACUGCGGCUACAUACUUCCGUUUGGAAAGAAGAAUUGCAGGAAAUGCUCAGAAUGUGGCCUCACAAGUCACGCCCAGUGUGUUCACCUGGUGCCAGACUUCUGCGGCAUGUCCAUGGCCGUCGCCAACCAAAUCCUCGAAGGCAUUCGAGUCCAGAAGCAGCGGCAGCAAAAGACGACGUCGCUCUCGGAAAAGACGCUGCGAUCUGGCGCCAGCAAGAGCCCAACUACCGCCGGCCACGGGUCAUCUGCAUCCUUCUCGAGCGCCGGCGCCGGUUCGGUCCCCGGAACGCCCUCCGCAGAGGCCACAGAGGCGGCACGGCUCAUGUAUAACCAGACCUCGCCUCAGCGACCGGGGCAGCCCGGCCGUGCGCCUUCUGACCUCUCCGCCGCAGCCGCCGCGUCCGCCGCCAUGGCCGCCGCCCAGGGCCGCACCGGCUACGACAGCGGCCCGCAGGAUCCAUAUGGCCAGGGACAUUACGGCGCUGCCGGUCCGGCUCCCCAGCAUCACAAGUACAACCCGGCAGACUAUGCCAACGUGGAUCAGGGGUUCCCUGCCCAGCCGCCGGCGCAACAGCGACCUCCACAGCCGCAGCAGCAGCAGCAAGCGCCUCCUGCUCAGAUGCCCCCUCAGCAGCCGCCCCCUCAGCAGCCGCUGCCGCCGCAGCCGGGCCAGCAGUACCAGCAGCAGCAGCCUGCCGCACAGAAGCCCCAGCCCCAGCCUCCCGCGACUGCUCAGGGGGCUGCCGCCGGCCCUCCGGGUUCCCAGCGAAAGGCUCUUCCGUCCGCUACCGACCCUGGCACAGGCGCUCGUAUUGGUCUCGAUCACUUCAACUUCCUUGCUGUUCUUGGAAAAGGAAACUUUGGAAAGGUCAUGUUGGCGGAAACGAAGCGAUCUAAGCGACUAUUUGCCAUCAAGGUGCUUAAGAAGGAAUUCAUCAUUGAGAAUGACGAAGUGGAGAGCAUCAAGUCGGAGAAGCGAGUCUUCCUCAUCGCCAACCGGGAGCGACAUCCCUUCUUGACCAACCUGCACGCCUGUUUCCAGACGGAGACGCGUGUCUACUUCGUUAUGGAGUACAUUAGCGGUGGUGACCUGAUGCUUCACAUUCAGCGCGGCCAGUUUGGCACCAAGCGGGCUCAAUUCUAUGCCGCCGAAGUGUGCCUGGCUCUAAAGUAUUUCCAUGAGAACGGCGUCAUUUACCGUGACUUGAAGCUCGACAACAUCAUGUUGACGCUCGACGGCCACAUCAAGAUUGCCGACUACGGUCUUUGCAAGGAGGAUAUGUGGUACGGUUCAACGACGAGCACCUUUUGCGGUACUCCCGAAUUCAUGGCGCCAGAGAUUCUGCUGGACAAGAAGUACGGCCGCGCAGUCGAUUGGUGGGCCUUUGGUGUCUUGAUAUACCAAAUGCUUCUGCAGCAGUCUCCGUUCCGAGGUGAAGACGAAGAUGAGAUUUACGAUGCCAUUCUCGCCGACGAGCCUCUCUACCCGAUCCACAUGCCCAGGGAUUCAGUGUCCAUCCUGCAGAAGCUCCUGACGCGAGAGCCAGACCAGCGACUCGGAAGCGGCCCUACAGACGCCCAGGAAGUGAUGAGCCAGCCGUUUUUCCGCAACAUCAACUGGGACGACAUCUACCACAAGAGGGUGCAGCCGCCUUUCCUGCCCCAGAUCAAGAGCGCGACGGAUACCAGCAACUUUGACUCUGAGUUUACCAGCGUCACUCCUGUCCUCACCCCCGUCCAGUCUGUGCUUUCUCAAGCUAUGCAAGAAGAGUUCCGCGGAUUCAGCUACACGGCGGAUUUGGAUUAG
Trichoderma reesei QM6a is the source of this 3420-nucleotide messenger RNA. It is a transcript of the gene pkc1, whose product is annotated as protein kinase. Gene Ontology annotation, molecular function: ATP binding; diacylglycerol-dependent serine/threonine kinase activity. The coding region runs from base 1 to 3420 and encodes 1139 amino acids. Gene Ontology annotation, biological process: signal transduction; protein phosphorylation; fungal-type cell wall biogenesis. The record is from RefSeq and is a predicted model, not a curated record. The transcript has 7 exons. NCBI's taxonomy places the organism in Eukaryota, Fungi, Ascomycota, Sordariomycetes, Hypocreales, Hypocreaceae.